CCCAACCCCAGGUAGCUCGGCGAGAGGUUCCUCCGUACCUGGGAGAGGCGUGAGCGUCAUUGGCUGCGUGUCGGCGGAAGGCGGGGUCGUCGCGCGAGUGCGCUGCGCAGCUGUUUGCCAAGCCGGGGGUCGCGCGCGAGAGUGCGCGCGCCGGCGGUCAGGCCAGACAGAGCGAGGCGGUGUGGGACGAGGCCGGGGCUGCGGCUGCAGCAGCGAAGAGAGGACGCGCCCUCGCCGGCUUGGGACCCCAAGCGUGGGUGGGGAUCGCCGCUCGCGUGGACGAAAAUGCAGGAAGCAGAUCUAAUAGGGAAAACGCUCCGAUCUGUUCUCCAGUCUCAUAAACACGGAGUACCUUUUUCGCGACUGCAAGAAGAAUAUAAAUCUUUGACUGGCGUCUGGAUUCCUUUUAAGCAGCUAGGAUAUUCUUCACUAGAAGAAUAUCUAAAAAGCGUCCCUGGAGUUGUGAGGAUUGAAAUUGGAAAAACUGGUGAGGUGAUAUGCCAUGCUGUUGUUUGCCAAGAGACGGCAAUGAUUGCUCAGCUUGUAGCCUGUCAGAGAAAUUCCAAGCGGAAAUUGGGCAAGCAAGUGAACUGUAGGAUGAGGCUGAAAAGAACUUCUCCACCUGCCUCAGUAGGCAAGCCAAAGGGCACCCUGAGGAAACCAGGAUUUGUUAAUUUUGCCGAAGACAGCAGGAAGCCUUCCCUCCCACUGGUGAGAAAUAAAGGAGGCUACACCGCUAGACCUAGCAUGAAUCCUGCACAGUAUCCUCUGUCCCAAGAAUUUGGUGUGGCUGCACCGAAAGAAGUCUUAAUACAAGGGCACACUACCAUGAUGAGCAGGCCUGAGAGGAGAAUGGUGCUUCCGCCACGUUUUCAGAGAGAAAUUCAAAUUCAUUUCUCAAAGAACUUGCCUUUGAACUUGAAUGAAAACGUGAAAGAAACCCGGCAGCCAGUGCAACCAAAACCUUCUUAUCCUUCAACUAGUGAUAUAAAUGAGAUUCAGAAAAGGAUUAAAGAGAUUGUGAAACGAUUCCACGACGGAAUAUGGUUAUCCAGAAUACCAGCGUUGUACAGAGCAGAGUAUCACGAAGACUUGAACACAGCAUUGCUCCCACAACUGGAACACUGGCCUCAUGUUUGUACAGUAGGUAGCAACUCGGCAGAGAAAGUAAGUACUGGUGGCUACAAGGAUAUACUUCUAUACCCUGCUGGGAAAACGGAUCAAUCCGUAAAGAGCGUUUCCAGUCAAGAAGAAAAGCCUCCGCCCCCAUUAGUAAGGCAGACUGCAGAGACCAAAGCAGCUGUGCUCCAUCGAGACAUAAAGCAAAAAAUUGCAGGCAUUUUGUUAAAAUAUUCCAGUGGCCUUUGGGCUGAUGCGCUCCCAAAGGUAUACGAAGAGACCCACGGAACAGCUUUGCCUCAGGGUCUUCUGAACAGUCUUGACUCACUCUCAGAUAUAUGCACCGUGGAUUACAUUUCUGGCAACCCGAGAAAAGCUAUCCUCUAUGCAAAAUCAAAGCAGUGUAUAGAUGAGAACCUGAAUGUUACCAGUAAAAUCAGUGUAAAGGAAGAUCUUCGGCAACCCGUUGAGCAGCAACAGUCUACUGCGAUGAUACAGGAGUCAGAAGAAGCAUGUUCAGAAGAUAUAACGGCACCUCCUUUAAUCAUCCCAACUGAAACAUCGCCAUCUGUGUUGGUGGUGGAACUGAGCUCCACCAAUGAAGUUGUUGUCAGGUAUGUGGGCAAAGACUAUUCUGCUGCCCAGGAGUUAAUGGAGGAAGAGAUGAAGGAAUGGUACCGUCAAAACCCUUCCAUUGUUCAAAUACAGUCACCAAGAGUUGGGCAGUUUGUUGCGGUGCCUGCGGAAGAAAAUGCUUGGCUGAGGGCUCAGGUUGUUUCAACAGAAGGCAAUAGCAUAAAGGUAUGCUACGUUGAUUAUGGGUUUAGUGAAACCAUUGAAAAUAGAGUAUACAAACUGGCCAAGCAUUUCUAUUCCCUGCCAUUCCAAGCUUCAAAAUGUAGACUGGCAGGGUUAGAAGCAUUCUGUGAGGACCCUGUCUUGGUGAAGAUGGUAGAAUCUCAAACCUGCGGCAAGAUAUUUGCUGUGGAAAUACUGGACAAAAGUGCCAUUCCCCUUGUCAUCCUAUAUGAUACUUCAGGGGACGAUGAUAUCAACAUCAAUGCUGCUUGCUUAAAGGCACUUCGUGACAAAUCGCUUGAGCUUCAUGUUCAGGUAGAUGCACUUUAUACGAACGUCAGAGUGACCAAUGUUUGUUCAGAUGGAACUUUAUACUGCCAGGUGCCAUCAAAGGGCCUGACCAAACUCUCUGAAGUUUUGCAGAAACUGGAAAACUAUUUCCAGCACAAGCCAGCAACAGAGUAUUCAGUAUCACUACCUUAUUGCGGCAUGAUCUGUUUGCUUAACUGUAAAGGAAAAUGGGCACGUGUAGAGAUAACAAGUGUUCAUAGUAGCCGGGCCCUUGAUGUACAGUUCAUGGAUACUGGGACAGUAACAUCUGUAAAAGUAGUGGAGCUGAGAGAAAUUCCCCCAACAUUUCUGCGUGAAAUCAUUGCCAUACCACCUCAGGCAAUAAAAUGCUGCUUGGCUGACCUUCCUCUUAAUAUUGGCAUGUGGACCCCUGAUGCUGUACUUUGGCUGAGAGACACAGUAUUAAACUGUCCUGAUUGCAGCAUAAAGGUGGUUAAGCUGGAUGACAGGAUUGCACAUAUCUAUUUAUUUACACCAAAGAACUCCCCAGAUCCAGAUCGAAGUAUAAAUAGGCAGAUCACGAAUGUAGACUUGUGGAAGCAUCAGAAGGAUGUCUUCCUGAGCGCGGCUCCGAGUAACUUCCCUGGAAGGAAGGAAGCAGACUCGCGAGAGGUGGCCAGUGCAGGAGUCAGGAAGGAUUCCGCUGCCCAUGUUCCAGAGCUAAGCGGUGCUGCAACGUCUUUGAAUAUGCCUCCUCCUUUGAAGCUCGUCCAGCCCCAGGAGCAAAUGGAUGUUUUUGUUUCACUGGCUUGCCACCCUGGUUACUUUGUCCUCCAGUCUUGGCAAGAGAUGCACAAUUUAGAGGUCCUGGUGGAAGAGAUGCUUCUCUACUAUAGCACAGCAGAUGAGCAAGCAGUUACAGUGGAAAAGAACAGAAUCUAUGCUGCUAAAGUGGACAACAAGUGGUAUAGAGUAUUAAUAAAAGGAAUGUUAUCAAAGGGGCUGGUGUCAGUGUAUGAACUGGACUAUGGAACACAUGAGCUUAUUAGCAUCCAGAAUGUAAGACCUCUGCUGGACUUGUUCAGAAAACUGCCAUUUCAGGCCAUAACUGCCCAGCUUGCAGGAAUAGAAUGUCAGCAGUGGUCAGAGGAGGCGUCAGUGGUCUUCCGAAAUCAUGUUGAGAAGAAGCCCUUGGUUGCACAGGUGCAAGCAAUUGUGGAUGGAGCUAAUCCGUGGGAUAAAAAAGCAGUUGUCUACUUAGUUGACACAUCACUACCCGAUACGGAUAUAUGGAUCCAUGAUAUUAUGACCCAAUAUUGUAUGCAGAUUUCAAAAUCAGAUUAAUCUGUUUUUACAUUUCAGUUACUUGAGCAAUAAGAAUGUGAAUGUUAAUAUAACUGUGACUAAAACUUCUGGUUUACUUCUGAUUUUUGCACUGUUUAAUGCAGUGGUUCCCAGCCUUUAGUCUCCAGAUGUUUUUGGACUAAAACUCCCAGAAAUCCUGGUCAGCACAGCCAGUGAGGAAGGCUUCUGAGCAUUUUAAUCCAAGCACACCUGGGGACUCAAGGCUGGAAACCCCUGGUUUAAUGCUAGAAUGUUAUCUAUAUGAAUAAAUAUUUCUGUUAACUUACUCUGUUGGAACCCUUGCCUUGUACUUCAGAUUAAGUAUUAGUUAAAGGUAAACUUAACAGUUGGCCUGCUGGUUAGAUGGAACUCUCAAGACAACAUUAUUUUGAUCCUCCUGGCCCUACCAUGUUAAGACCUCUGCCUUUUAGAUAAUCACAGAACAACAUGGAAAGAAAGAUCGAAAGAGUUGCGGUCUGUCAGAAAAUACAACAGUAAAUUAAAUGAACCCA
Molecule: messenger RNA, 4064 nt
Organism: Pogona vitticeps (central bearded dragon)
Lineage: Eukaryota; Metazoa; Chordata; Lepidosauria; Squamata; Agamidae
Gene: TDRD7
Product: tudor domain containing 7
Source: RefSeq, a predicted model, not a curated record